Hevea brasiliensis (rubber tree) is the source of this 991-nucleotide messenger RNA. Its product is annotated as transcription factor MYB4. The coding region runs from base 200 to 850 and encodes 216 amino acids. NCBI's taxonomy places the organism in Eukaryota, Viridiplantae, Streptophyta, Magnoliopsida, Malpighiales, Euphorbiaceae. The record is from RefSeq and is a predicted model, not a curated record. The transcript has 3 exons.
UGUUCACUACUCGCCAGUGUUGAAGAGGUCCCCAAUGGCCCAUUUCUUAGUGAUCAACGAUGGAUCACUAGCGUAGCAAAUGGUAAUUAAAAGAAGAAAGGCAGGUUUUGCUUUUGAAAACCAUGCAAUUGUGGUUAGAAGAAAGUUUUGAGCUUUAAUUUGGAAGGAGAAACAAAGAAGCAUAUCGGAAAGUACAAAAAUGGUGAGGGUUCCUUGUUGUGAAAAGAUGGGGUUGAAGAAGGGACCAUGGACGCCUGAAGAAGAUCAUAUCUUGGUAUCUUACAUCCAACGUUUUGGGCAUAACAAUUGGCGAGCACUCCCCAAGCAAGCAGGUUUAUUAAGGUGUGGAAAGAGCUGUAGGCUUAGGUGGAUAAAUUACCUAAGGCCAGGUAUUAAACGAGGAAACUUCAGCAGUGAAGAAGAAGAAACUAUUAUUAAGGUACAUCAGAUUCUUGGGAACAGAUGGUCUGCAAUUGCUGCAAAAUUGCCAGGAAGAACAGAUAAUGAGGUAAAGAAUUACUGGCACACACACAUAAAGAAGAGAGUUGAGGAGAAGCAAGCCAACCCAAGCACAAGCAGCACAGCUGGUAACUGCACCAAAACAUCAAAAAGGGCAGUGAUCAACAAUGCAAUAUCAUCACAGCAACCUGAGAAUUUUCCUACCCAUCAAAGAAGUCAUUAUCUUGGCCAUGCACCAGUCUUCCCACAAGAGCAAUCCCAGGAACCGCUGGCAACUGUAGAAGCCAUCAACGGUUUCAAUACUAUAAAUGUCAAUGAUAAUGAGUCUUGGUAUGACCUCUUCAUGAAAGUGGCAAACUCCAGAGAAGUGCAUGGAAAUUUAGGGCAGUAGUACUUAAUUGGGUUAUUUAUUUUCAGUAGUUUAUCAAAUACAAACUGUAUUCUUUUAUAACUAAACAUGCCCUUCUGUUUAUAUAUGAAUGAUAGAUUAAAUGGAUACUGGAGGUCUUAAACCUAACAGAUGACAAUGGCA